This is a messenger RNA of Cotesia congregata, 2541 nucleotides long. Lineage: Eukaryota; Metazoa; Arthropoda; Insecta; Hymenoptera; Braconidae. The record is from the annotation of a GenBank genome assembly.
AUGAAGUUUAAGCUGGUGGUGCUGCAGCUUCUUGUAUUCUCAACAUCCGUGAUUGUUGCUAAAUCAAUCAAUAAAAGAGAAGCUCCUUUGUCAGAGUACGGGCUACCGCCACCACCCUUACCAUCAUAUGGAUCUCCAGCCCCUUCGUAUGGACCUCCAACGCCUUCGUAUGGACCUCCAGCGCCUUCGUAUGGACCUCCAGCCCCUUCGUAUGGACCUCCAGCCUCUUCGUAUGGGCCUCCAGCCCCUUCGCACGGACCUCCAGCCUCUUCGUAUGGACCUCCAGCCCCAUCGCAUGGACCUCCAGCCUCUUCGUAUGGACCUCCAGCUCCUUCAUAUGGACCACCAUCAUCGGAUCAUAAUACAGGGUACAAUUAUCCUGCACCUUCAAUACCUAGUGGUGAAUGGAAGAAAAAAUUGACAUGGAAAGAAGAAUGGAAACAAGUGUGGAAAAAUGAAAAAAAAUUAGAGUGGAAGCAGGAAUGGAAAAAAGUUCAAGUACCUGUGUGGAAAGAAAUUCAAGUUCCAGCAUGGAAAGAGAUUAAAGUUGAACAGUGGAAAAAAGUUCAGACACCUGUGUGGGAGAAAAUACAAACUCCAGCUUGGAAAGAAAUUCAGGUUCCUGAGUGGAAAAAAAUAUGGAAGCCCGUCUGGAAUACUGUUCAAGUGCCAGCAUGGAAAGAAGUCCAGGUGCCGGAGUGGAAGCAAAUUUGGAUUCCUGAGUGGGUUGAAACUGAACAUAACAAUCCUCAUCAAGGCUAUGAACCAACAGCUCCGAGUUACGGUCCUCCAGCACAAAGUUACGGUGUUCCAUCACAAAGUUAUGGCCCUCCUGCUCCAAGUUACGGACCUCCUACUCAAGAUUCUGGAGAUGGUUAUCAUUAUGAUGCUCCUGCUCCAUUACCUCCGAGCAAAAAAAUGAUCUGGAAAUCAGUUUGGAAAAAGAUUUGGAAAACUGAGAAAAAACAAGUUUGGGAAUCGAAGAAAAAAAUGGAGUGGAAAGCUGAGUGGAAAAAAGUUUGGAAAACUGAAAAGAAGCAAAUUUGGCAAACUGACAAAAAACUUGUAUGGAAAAGCCAGGAUGUUAAAGUCUGGGUACCAUCUAAGAAACAGGUAUGGAUACCCCAAAAAGUGAAGGUUUGGAAAGAUGAGUGGAAGAGUAAGAACGUACCUGUAUGGAAGAAUGUGCAGGUGCCAACAUGGAAGAAAGUCUGGAAACCAGUGUGGGAGAAAGUUUGGAUAGCACUUGUGGCGCUACUGCUUCAAGUUGCUCUUGUUAGCAGUAAGGCGCUCAAUCAAAAUACUGGGAUUUUACAAGGCCCAUGGCAGAUUCAACAAGGAGAUAAUAAAGUGAUCCAAAAGAGAUAUGAUCCAGGAGCUGAUUCGGGACAUGUUGACCAUCAUGACCAUCAUGAUCAUGGAUACUGGAAAAAAAAGCUAAUCUGGAAGCCUGGUUGGAAAAAGGUAUGGAAACCAGCUCAAAAACAAAUUUGGAAGCCAGCGUGGAAAAAAAUUUGGAAGCCCGUUUGGGAGCCAACACAACGAGCUGUAUGGAAAGAAAUUCAAGUGCCAGCUUGGAAAAAAAUUUGGAAACCGGUUUGGAAAGAAAUUCAAGUGCCUGCGUGGAAAGAAAUUCAAGUGCCAGCGUGGAAAAAAAUUUGGAAACCUGUGUGGAAGCCAAUUAAGGUGCCUGGUUGGAAAGAAAUUCAAGUUCCAGACUGGAAAAAAGUGUGGAAACCUAUUUGGAAAGAAAUUCAAGUACCUGCAUGGAAAGAAAUUCAAGUUCCAGCAUGGAAAAAAAUCUGGGUUCCUGAGUGGAUUAAGGUUGGAGUUCCCGGUGAGCAUAACGUUGGGACGGAUCAUCACGGAUGGCAGUAUACAAGUCAUGAUCUUUGGAAAAAAAAAUUGAUUUGGAAACCACUUUGGAAGAAAUAUUGGAAGCCAGCGAAGAAGCAGAUUUGGGUACCAGACAAAAAACUCGAAUGGAAAGAAGAGUGGAAACAAAUAUGGAAACCAGCUAAGAAACAGAUUUGGUUGGAUGAUAAGAAGCUUGUUUGGAAAGAAGAAUGGAAACAAAUUUGGAAACCAGCUAAAAAACAAAUUUGGGUUCCAGACAAGAAACUAGAGUGGGUUGAAGCGUGGAAACAGAUCUGGAAAACAGAGAAAAAACAGGAAUGGAUACCAGAUAAAAAACUAGCUUGGAAAGAAGAUUGGAAACAAAUUUGGGUGCCUGCAUGGAAGGAGAUUUGGGUACCUGAUUGGAAGAAAAUUUGGAAGCCCGUUUGGAUCUCGGAAUGGUUUCCAGCAGAAGAUCAUCAUCAUCAUCAUCCUCCUCAUGGUGGAGGAUGGGAAGAUCGCAAGGAUGGAGGAGAUGAAAAUCAAAACCAACGAUUAGCUAGACAAAGUCCGGUACCACAACAACAACAACACGUCAAACAGCUACAAGUACAACAAGGCUCUACUUCACUUGCAUCAAUUACCGCGGAUUUAGUUCCGCCAGUAUCAAACCAACAAUCAACUUGGAAGCUUCCAACCCGUUAA